GCCAAGUCCCGCAUCAUCAACGUGCGCCUGAUCUCAAUGGCCAUGACGGGUUACUUCUACACCUUCACCCGUCCCCGUACCUCGCUGCCCAUGAGCAUGCUGAAAUACGAUCCGAUCGUUCGCCGCAAGGUCCUCUUCCUCGAACAGAAACGCAAGGGCAGGUCAUAG
Messenger RNA from Neurospora tetrasperma FGSC 2508, 168 nucleotides. RefSeq lists its product as uncharacterized. The transcript has 2 exons. NCBI's taxonomy places the organism in Eukaryota, Fungi, Ascomycota, Sordariomycetes, Sordariales, Sordariaceae. Gene Ontology annotation, molecular function: structural constituent of ribosome. The annotation marks the transcript as partial. Gene Ontology annotation, biological process: translation. Gene Ontology annotation, cellular component: mitochondrion; ribosome. The record is from RefSeq and is a predicted model, not a curated record.